This is a messenger RNA of Saccoglossus kowalevskii, 649 nucleotides long. Its product is annotated as histone-lysine N-methyltransferase SMYD3-like. NCBI's taxonomy places the organism in Eukaryota, Metazoa, Hemichordata, Enteropneusta, Harrimaniidae. Gene Ontology annotation, cellular component: nucleus. The record is from RefSeq and is a predicted model, not a curated record. Gene Ontology annotation, molecular function: histone methyltransferase activity; protein binding.
AAUUAGUAUUACAACUUUGUGAACAACAUCUCGAAAACAGUGUUUUACACAGUUAUAAUAUUUAUAUGGUGCAGUUGUUCGAUAAAGCCAUGGAUGUCUGUAUUGAGCUUCAACAAUGGGAAAGUGCAUUGAACUAUGGUUUGAAAACUACCGAGCCGUACAGAUUACAUUACCCGUCAUAUCAUCCUAACACUGGUGUGCAGUUUGCUAGGAUUGCUAAACUACAGAUGUACUUAUCAUAUUUACAAGAAGCACACAGAUAUUUACAAGAGGCACUAAAUAUCCUUGAAGUAACACAUGGGAAAGGACAUCCACUCACAACAGAUUUACAAAGACUAUUACAUGAAUGUCAGGAGGAAAGAAGGGUACAGAGAACCAAACAACUAGAUGCAGACGACCCUCUUAGGGGUGCUCAAAUUGUCAAUGUUCACCAAAAAGAUAUUUGAUGCAGCCUCAGACCCUUUUGCACCAAAGUAAAACAAUUUAAAAAUUUGUAUGGAUAGGAUAUUAAGUAAUACUUGUUCUGUUAUCUGCUAAACUUAGCUGUAGUCGUUGACAUGGAAUACCAUUUCCCCAUUGUCAACCUUCUGCACCAUCUCCAAAAUGAUAUUGUAGUCUGCUCCUUCCCACAGAUAAUAUUGAAAUCAAC